Messenger RNA from Funneliformis mosseae, 1671 nucleotides. Lineage: Eukaryota; Fungi; Glomeromycota; Glomeromycetes; Glomerales; Glomeraceae. The record is from the annotation of a GenBank genome assembly.
AUGCCCGUUGCUCACUCAGAGUCCACAAAGCCACAACGGGAACUUAAUGAACCUAUUAAACAAGAGAAGGAAAUUGAUCAUACACAAACCGAAGGGCAAAAUACAAUAACACCAACGGUUCCACUUUUUACUUUAUGGGAUUACCUCAAAGAUGAAUUAACGACCUCCGACGUUGAUACCUUACAAGAACUUAAAAGGGAAAGGGUGACCAAUUUUCUUGGUAUUCCGUGGUCGAUUGAAAAACUCAUGAUUUUUGGAUUUUUCAUUUGUUUUGAUUCUUUUUUAUACACCAUUACUAUCCUUCCAUUACGUGUAAUAUUCGCUUUUUAUUCAUUGAUCAUGAACAUUAUAUCAUUUUUUAAUAAUGACAGACAUCAUGAACGAAAGCACUAUGAAAUAUUAAAUUUAUCACAAAAGUGUGAUUUACUCAAAGGUCUACUCAUAAUUUUAGUUUGUUUAGCACUUCAAAAUGUGGAAGCAUCACAAAUAUAUCAUAUAAUCCGUGGACAAUCCGCCAUUAAAUUAUAUGUUAUCUUUAACGUCCUUGAAAUUUUAGAUCGACUUUGUUGUUCUUUUGGUGGGGACAUCCUUGAUUCCUUGUUUUCAAGAUCAACACUUGGGAAUAGAAAAGAGGAUUCAAAGAUUCAUCCAAAUUGGAGACCAGUUAAUUUUUUCAUUUUGGCAUUAAUUUAUAUCCUUAUCCAUUCGAUAAUCUUAUUUUAUCAAGCCAUUACCCUUAACGUGGCGAUCAAUUCUUAUUCAAAUGCUUUAUUGACUUUAUUAUUAUCAAAUCAAUUCAUUGAAAUUAAAGGUUCGGUGUUUAAAAGAUUUGAAAAGGAAAAUUUAUUUCAAUUAAGUUGUGCUGAUAUAGUUGAACGAUUUCAAUUGGUCAUAUUUUUAUCAGUUAUCACCGCUCGAAAUUUGAUUGAAUUAUCAGGUUCCCCACCUUCACCAUUUUCCAUUUUACCCACAUCAUUCAUUCCUUUAUUCCCAGCAAUGACAACUGUUGAGACUUUAAUGACUCCAGUAUUAUUCGUGUUAAUGUCUGAAUUGUUGGUUGAUUGGUUAAAACAUGCAUUUAUAACAAAGUUUAAUCAUAUUCGAACAAGUGUCUAUGAUCGAUACAUUGAUAUGUUAUCAAGGGAUCUCAUAAUUGGAAAUCCAACGAGAUAUCUAAAUCAUAAUAAUCAUGUUAAAUCACAAAAGUUCGUAGAUCAAUCACCGAUAGUCUCUCGUCGGAUUGGAUUCGCCGCUUUACCUUUGACUUGUUUUACGAUAAGUGUAACUUUACAAACCGUUACAAUGAUUUACGAUUGGGUACAUGAAUUGGAAGAUAAUUCAAACAAUAUGCCAAUUUCUAAUGUGGCUACACAACCUCCUAUCGUAUGGAUAUUAUGUGGAACUUUAUUUUACGUUAUGUUGAUAUUAUUAAAAUUAUUUGUCGGAAUAAAUCUUCUUGGAUUUGCUCAUAGAAGAUAUGCUAGUAUGGAAAUGCGUGAAGCUGAAGAGAGCGCGCAAGCUAAGAAACUCGAAGAUCAUGUUGUAGCGGAAAAGGAAGAAAAAGAUGCUAAAAGUCGAAUUCUUAAUAAUUCAAAUGACAAUAUAAAAAAACCUGAGGUAACGUUAGAUAAUAUUGAUCGAUAUACGUUAUUUAAAAGUCGUAUUCCUUGA